AUAAAACAGCAAGUCUUAUUCAUCUCCUUAUCCCUCUCUUUCAUCUCCGCGUCGCUCUACAAAAUCAUGUCUUGAACAUAGGCCUAGAUUCUGUCGGAAGGCAAUGCUAAAGAAAUUCAUAGGACGCCCAGUAUCAAUUAACAAGUAGGACGGAAAUUGCUAGGCUGACCAGUUCCAUAUAGCAAGCAAGACUGAGAAUGUGCUCUACGAUUGGGUCUUCACCCUUAGUAUCGGAAUUUUGGAGAGAAAAGAUUGAUCAAGGAGGAAACGGAUGGACACUGACCUUGUAUACCUAUGGGUACACCCUGGCUGUCAUAGUGAUCAUACUGACAUGCCAUUUGCUAAACUCUCACCUUCGGUUUGCCUCCUCUUUUGCAUCCGCCUUCAGAUCUAGAGAACAACCUGCUGCAGAUUCACAUGCCGAAUCCAACAGUCGUCCUGAUGUCUAUUCAUCUGCUCUUUCUGAUAUCCGGAUCACUACAGUGAUAUCUGAUAUAGAUCUGAAGAAUUUGAUUGACGACUUAAAUAUGAAAUCCCAAACUAUUGAGAAAUGGGAAGAUGUCAUUAACCGGAGAACAGAUCGUUUUUCCUACUAUGCACGGUGUUGUAAGUCGAAGGGUGCCCCUCUUAAAUAUCUGAGUGUCACCGUCUUUGAGAAUUGCUCCGUUGAGAUGUUAAGAGAUUUUUACAUGGACAAUGAUUUCCGAAGAGUUUGGGACAAAACCUUGAUUGAGCAUAAGCAGUUGCAGGUGGAUACAAGCAGUGGAACUGAAAUUGGCCUCAUGAUAAAAAAGUUUCCACUAUUGACUCCAAGAGAGUAUGUAUUAGCUUGGAGAGUGUGGGAAGCGAAUGAUGGAUCGUUCUACUGUUUUACCAAGGAAUGUGAAUAUCCUUUGGGUCACAGAAGGAAGAAGUACGUAAAGGUUGGGCUCUUUAGAUCUGGUUGGAGAAUCAAGAAAGUUUCUGGUAGGAAUGCCUGUGAGAUCCAAAUGGUACACCAAGAAGAUGCUGGUCUGAAUGUUGAAAUGGCAAAACUAGCCUUUGCAAAGGGUAUAUGGAGCUAUGUCUGUAAAAUGGAUGAUGCACUUCGCCGAUAUGCCAUUGAGCGUUCUCAAUCUACUUCAGGUGUGAGUGCAGUCACGUUAAUCCAAAAGGUUCCACUUGUAUUGGACACCUCAAACAACACAAGGAGAUUAAACAAUCCAGAAACCAGCACAAGUAGUGACCAUUGCCGUGGAGUGUCGCAUGAAUGCAGUACAAGGGAGCAAACAAAAGAGACAGUAAACAACGUGGUGCCGAAUAUGCUGAUGCUCCUUGGUGGUGCUGUCUGCCUGUCUAGAGGGCUCUCUAACUUGGGAGCAAAGGUUGCCAUGGCAUGUAUUCUGGGUAAGCUUGUGAAGCGCAGUGCUUUGAGAAGCAAAAGCCUACAGAAUCUUUGAUGCUGAUGCUCCUUGUGCUUGGGGGCAGAUGGUAGCUUUGACGAUAGCAUGCUGAAUCUUUGGUUGCUGGCUUAUCUAAGUUGAGUCAUAUCAUC
Molecule: messenger RNA, 1534 nt
Organism: Lycium ferocissimum
Lineage: Eukaryota; Viridiplantae; Streptophyta; Magnoliopsida; Solanales; Solanaceae
Exons: 2
Coding region: 198-1439 (413 amino acids)
Molecular function (GO): lipid binding
Source: RefSeq, a predicted model, not a curated record